Molecule: messenger RNA, 977 nt
Organism: Anthonomus grandis grandis
Lineage: Eukaryota; Metazoa; Arthropoda; Insecta; Coleoptera; Curculionidae
Gene: Prosalpha4
Product: proteasome subunit alpha type-7-1
Exons: 3
Coding region: 136-885 (249 amino acids)
Biological process (GO): ubiquitin-dependent protein catabolic process
Cellular component (GO): proteasome core complex; nucleus; proteasome core complex, alpha-subunit complex
Source: RefSeq, a predicted model, not a curated record
GUCACUAAUGUCACUUUCUUGCAAGUCGGCAAGACGCGAAUUACAAAGCAAAAUAUCAAUUUUGAGGUUGUUUUUUAGAUAUUUCAGUUUGAAUUAAAUUAUUAAAGAAACUGCAAAUAAAGUAAUACAGUAAAAAUGUCUUCUAGAUACGAUAGAGCGAUUACCGUAUUUUCUCCUGACGGCCACUUAUUGCAAGUGGAGUAUGCACAAGAGGCAGUAAGAAAAGGAUCAACAGCAGUGGGUGUCAGAGGUGCGAAUGCAGUAGUUUUAGGUGUAGAGAAAAAGUCAGUAGCUAAGUUACAAGAGGAGAGAACGGUGAGGAAAAUUUGCCUUUUGGAUGAGCAUGUUGUGAUGGCCUUUGCUGGCCUCACCGCAGACGCUAGAAUCCUAAUUAACAGGGCACAAAUCGAAUGCCAGAGCCAUAAACUGACAGUGGAAGAUCCUGUCACUUUGGAAUAUAUUACACGGUAUAUUGCGAGUCUAAAGCAAAAAUACACCCAAAGCAACGGUAGGAGACCUUUUGGAAUAUCAUGCCUAAUUGGUGGUUUUGACUAUGAUGGCACCCCCCAUUUAUACCAAACCGAACCCUCUGGCAUUUAUUACGAAUGGAAAGCUAACGCGACUGGUCGAUCCGCUAAAACGGUCAGAGAAUUUCUAGAAAAAUAUUACACGACCGAGGAGGUAUCUAGCGAGAGAGGCACAAUAAAAUUAGCAAUUCGCGCUUUGCUGGAAGUGGUGCAGUCAGGACAAAAGAAUCUAGAAAUUGCUGUUAUGAGACAUGGUGAACCAAUGCAGAUGCUAGAUGGGGACAGCAUUGAGCAAUAUGUGACGGAAAUUGAGAAAGAGAAGGAGGAAGAAGCCGAGAAGAAGAAGGCUAAAAAAUAAAUUGUUUGGUUUGUAAGUUAUUGUACUAAUAAUUUUUUGGUUAAGUUGUCACUUUUUCCAUAUUAAGCAAAAUUAAACUGAUAUCUUAUAUA